AUGAAGAUCUUCCAGCAAAACACCGAGUUCGACUACUCAUGGGAAGAGGUCAGCACGAGCAACUGGCGGAAAUACGGGCCUUGGAACGAGAGCUGCAAGCACGUUAUCGCGGUGGACACUUUGUCCCGGACUGUGGAUCCAUCCACUGGCAUCCUCCGAACAGAACGUCUAAUAACCUGCAAGCAAUCCGCCCCAAAAUGGGUCCUCUCCCUUCUCGGCGGCCAAGACACCUCCCUCGUGUACGAAACCUCUUACGUCGACCCCUCGCAGCGGUCCGUGACCCUCUGCUCGAUGAACAUGACAUGGUCGGACCUGCUCAACGUGCGGGAAACAUGUAUCUACUCCCCGUCUUCGAGUGACCCUGGCAAGAAGACGAAGUUCCAGCAACGAGCAGAGGUCACGGCACUGUGCGGCGGCUGGGCAAAGAUCAAGAACAAGCUGGAGGAAGUCACGGUGGAGCGGUUCCAGCAGAAUGCGGCGAAGGGACGCGAGGGCUUUGAGAUGGUGCUUGAGAUGUCGCGACGAGCCUUCCAAGAACAGAAGUCGCCUAUACUGCGGGAGGCAAGAAUAUAA
Molecule: messenger RNA, 573 nt
Organism: Didymosphaeria variabile
Lineage: Eukaryota; Fungi; Ascomycota; Dothideomycetes; Pleosporales; Didymosphaeriaceae
Gene: UPS2
Product: Phospholipid metabolism protein
Exons: 2
Coding region: 1-573 (190 amino acids)
Biological process (GO): phospholipid transport
Cellular component (GO): mitochondrial intermembrane space
Molecular function (GO): phosphatidic acid transfer activity
Source: RefSeq, a predicted model, not a curated record